Molecule: messenger RNA, 1476 nt
Organism: Rotaria sordida
Lineage: Eukaryota; Metazoa; Rotifera; Eurotatoria; Philodinida; Philodinidae
Source: the annotation of a GenBank genome assembly
UCAAAUAUUAAUUUUUAAUAUUUUGAUUGAUAUUUAUAUUUUAAAUAUUUUUUCAAAUCAAUAUUUGUCCUGAAUAAUUUCAUAGUAAUUUCGUAUACUUAUUAUCGAUCACAUAGUAAAAUUUUUUUUCUUUGAUGAACAACAAACCACUUGACUAUAAACACUUCUGACAGUUAUAUUUCUUAUCAAAAUAGAACAAAUUGAUAUACAAGUUAUUUUCUUUAUUUCGCUUAGGAGCUUGAAUAAAUGCAAAAAAAUGUCAUAAGUUAAUGGAAGCAAAAAAGGAAAAAAAAGAAAAGAAAACCAGUAGAGCAGACAGAACGAAAAAUCUUAUAUUUGCCUAUCGCCUCUUUGAUACUGUUCGUAAGACUCAUUAUACAUUUUUUUUUCAGUAUAUAUAUACCACUUGUGCAUGCAUCAUUUUCUUCAUAUAGUAUUCUGAUUAUUAGUUUUAUACAUUGUAUUAUUCAUUGAAGUAUUACUAUUAAUAUAAACCUCCAAGUGACAUUAACCAACAUCUUAUAUUUAAUACAUAUCUACACAUAGAAUAGAAUGGCGUUGAUAUUAUUUUUAUUUAAAGUUUCUAAUAUUGAUAUAUCCAAUUCUAAAUUGGAAAUUAUUGGUAAAAAUAAUGAUCAAUCAACAUCUGAUAUGCCUACAACACAAUUUAUUAAUGAUGAAGAUGUGACGUUAUUGAGUGCUAAAGUCAUAUUUCGAGGUGUUAAUCUUUGGUCAAAUAAUGUACGCAUACGUGCUGGUACAGCAAAUUUUAUUGCACGUGGAAACAAACCAAAGAAAUUUAAUUUCAAUUUAGCAACUAUGUUAAUACCCGAUGAUAAAUUACGCAUCGAAUUUUAUACGAUAAAUAUGAAUAAAAAACGAAAAAAAUUAAUUGCAAUUUUUGAAUUAAUGCUUGAAUCUUUAAUCGAUUCAAAAUAUAUUGAUUUACCUGAAGAAAAUCUAUCUGAUCCAAAUAAUUCCUUACUACCAGCAACUGUACAACUUAAACUUUAUUAUACACCACCAGAUAUUGAUAAACAACUUGCUGCAAUAGGUUAUGAUGAUACAAGUGAGUUGAUCGAUUGGAGAAAUAUAUUUGAUGAUGAAGGACGACAUGAUGGUCAUCGAUAUAGGCAUAUGCAUUCAAAACAUGAUGGUCAAUUUAAAGCUAAUUUAAUCUGUGCUGCUACUAGUAGUUUACAAUAUUCCAAACGAAUAGUUCAUGAUGCCGUUAGAAUAAUUAGUACAUUUACAGAUACAGCACCAAUCGGAAUUUUUCGAUUGGAUGUAUCAACAGUAUAUAGUGAAAAAGAACAUGCAUUUGAACGAAAAUGGGCUCAAUUGGUUAAUCCGGAAAAUAUUGGAUCAUCUUGUGGUCAUUUACUUCUUUCAAUAUCUGUUACACAACGUGGUGUUCCAACGAAAAAUUUUGUCAGUGAAGGAGUACAUGACGAAGAUGAAUUUAAACCUUCGUAA